This is a messenger RNA of Alternaria alternata, 3211 nucleotides long. Its product is annotated as DDHD-domain-containing protein. The transcript is spliced from 5 exons. Gene Ontology annotation, cellular component: cytoplasm. Gene Ontology annotation, molecular function: metal ion binding; glycerophospholipase activity. Bases 94 to 3105 code for a protein of 1003 amino acids. The record is from RefSeq and is a predicted model, not a curated record. NCBI's taxonomy places the organism in Eukaryota, Fungi, Ascomycota, Dothideomycetes, Pleosporales, Pleosporaceae.
CCACUGUCUCCACCGUUUCAAGCUUCACGAUAUCGCGCAAAGUCCUGGCUGGCCAAGCUUCGUGUCGGCGGCGACGCCCCUCCAGUUGACAGGAUGACUGCCCCGGACAACAAGCAGGGCUUUCUUUCCAAUCUAUCACCAUGGCCAUCGCGGGCAGGUACGCCCAAGCCUCCGGCGCCCGAGGGAAGUGCGGAUAAGGCCAAGAAGAUGGAGCAGGAGAGGGACAAGGACAGAGCUGCAGCAAUACUGGCUGCUCAGCAAGGAGGAGACCAUGUGAUUGAUCGGAGACACAGGCUGAGUCUCAAGCGCUACCCCCCAGACUGUCCUCCGCUGGCUGUGAGGUGGUUCCAUGCUAUAGAUACACCCAAGCGCAAACCACUUUCGAAGCAUGCCAUGGCCCCCGAUACCGCCUUGCCCAAACCUAAGAAGUGGAUACCCUUCGGUGCCGGAGACUCUCGCGCCAUUGAGGCCGCCUUCCAGAAGACUGCCGACGAAGCCGAUGCCGACGAACUGAGAAGAGGCAUUGCUAGUCCUACUACGCCUACCCAAUCCAACAACACACCUCCCAAAACCACAAAGGUGCCCGUCAACGAGGACUAUCUGUUCGAUGUCGAGAUCGAGACACGCGAGUUGGCACCAUCAUACUGGCUGGGUCCUGUUUACGACGUCAAGCGAGGGACAUGGUUCACACCAGACGGGGAGGCCGUCGACGAAGGUCUAGCUAUGCAACUAGAGGAGGGAUAUCUCAAAGUGAAGCCGUGGAAGUUUGGAAAGCCAGAUGAGAAGCGAGCAGUAUCGCAGCCUCGUGCUCGGCCACUUUCCAUGGGUCCGAGUGCUGGCGAUGACCACCGCAAGGAGCUGGCUAGGCUGAAUCGCGACUCAACGUCAAAUCCAGUUACACCCAAGUCAUCGUACGACAGUCUGCGGAAAGAAGCCUCGAAACAAUCAAACGAUUCGAAACUAGGCGAUGCAUCUGCAGCCUCCAAUGCGCCUGCCGACUUGCCGCGGACGCAUAGGCUCUUUGGCGCCCACCUGAACUCCACUGUCACAUACCAGGACGAGACGACAGCGUGGAUGUUGACCGAUGACAUGUGGUCUCGCAUGGGCAGUACGUUGUACCAGCGCUUCGCCGGAGGAGCGCACUAUGCUGGAUACAAGUACAUCCGUGGAUACACCGAUCCCAAAGAGAAGAAGAAGCAGCCAACUCCUGCCAAGGGUCCCCAAAGCGCAAAGCAGAUGGACCGACCUUCAACGCCUGCGCUAGCAUACGGUUCAGAUCAUGGCAAUUCUGACGUCAACACCGAUGGAGAGAACUCAGAGAACGAGCGAAGCAUGUCGCCCUCCCAAACACGCAGACGCAACCUGGAAAGGCAGGUGUCAUCGCUCAUGACAUCCUCAAAGCCAGAAUAUGAGCAACAACAGGAAGAGGAGAUGCGAAAGCGUGAGGAGAAAGAGAUGCGUGAAGAUUACAAAACACAGCAUGGCAGUGAUCAAGAUCGUGAAAUUGAGCAUCUGCUCCUAGUAACGCAUGGUAUUGGACAGCGCCUUGGAAUGCGAAUGGAGUCCAUCAACUUCAUUCACGACGUGAAUACUAUGCGCAAGUCCCUCAAAUCUGUAUACGCAGCUUCGCCUGACCUCCAGGCCUUGAAUGCGGAGACGGAGUCGGAGAGCAAGAACAAUCGCAUCCAAGUCAUCCCUAUUAUCUGGAGACACCUGCUGGACUUUCCCAAGCAAAGUUUGAAGCACAACCGCAAAGAACACGACUUGGGCGACCUCGAUCACGAAGAUGAAGAGUACCCCAAUCUCGAAGAUAUAACCGUUGAAGGCGUACCUGCUGUCCGCAAUUUCCUUACUGAUCUGGCGCUUGAUAUUCUACUAUACCAAAGUCCUGCAUACAAAGGUCAUAUCUCUCGAAUCGUUGUGAACGAGCUAAACCGCACUUACCGGCUAUUCAAGGAGCGAAAUCCGUCUUUCAAGGGAAAAGUGAGUUUGGUUGGGCAUUCUCUCGGGUCUGCUAUCAUGUUCGAUAUUCUUUGCAUACAGAAAGACCCAAGAGCCAAGCCAAGCUCGCAGUCGAUCAAGCAACGAAGGUCUACUGAAGAGGGCUUGAAGCUGGACUUUGAGGUGGAAGACUUUUAUGCUCUUGGCUCACCCAUUGGGCUGUUCCAGAUGUUGAAGGGACGAACGAUAGUCGGAAGACCGCAGACUUCUGCUACCGCGUUUGUGCCGCCGAAGACACCGGCUACAUCUAUCGAUGAUCCAUUUUCGCAAGGUGGAGAUGAACAUGCAUUUGACAUUACGACAUCCUCACCUCUUUGCAAGCAGGUCUUCAACAUCUUCCAUCCGACUGAUCCGAUAAGUUAUCGCAUUGAGCCUUUGAUCUCACCAGCUAUGUCAGCGCUCAAAGCCCAGCCUUUGCCAUAUACCAAGAAAGGCAUCUUCGGUGCGCCAGCGUCUCAAGGCUUCACCGGCAUUGGUCAACGAGUUGGUCAGGGCGUGACUGACUUUUGGACUUCUCUUGGAUCAGGCAUUGCUAGUGGACUGCUCAACCGCAGUCUCGGUAUAUCAGGAACAGAAAUGACAGGCGCAGGCAACAGUACACAAGGACAACGUAGUUCUCGCCCACUUAGCGCCGCCGCACCUCCUUCGAGCAACGCCGCGAAUCUCGUCCCAGGCCUCAAUGAGCCCACCAGCGCCUUCAUUAGCGAAGAACGUCGUCGCCGCCUUGGACAAGAAACCAUCGCCGAAGGUGAAGACGGCGAGCAUCCUCCCACUCUCAUCGAAGGCGACAUAGAGACCCUCUUCGCCGGCUUCCAGAAGCGAAGAAAGAGCCAGCAGAGUGAAGACGGCGAGCGAGACGUUGAAAAGGACCUUGAAUGGCAGGAGCUAGAAGAACGAAGCCGGAAACUCAAGAAGGAGGAACAGAAAGUGCGCGCGCUGAAUAGCAACGGUCGUGUGGACUAUAGUAUUCAAGAAGGCGCUUUCGACAUCUCGCUGCUGGCCAGUAUAGCGAGUCAUAUGACGUAUUGGGCUGACGAGGAUGUGUCACAUUUCAUGAUUUCACAACUAUUGGCAAGGCAUCGUGUGUUCAAGCCCAAGGAGUGAUUGGUAGUUGAAGAGUAGGCAAUAGAUUGGCGAUAUACCCAGAAUAGAUCUCAGACAUGUUUCAAUGACGGAUGUUGGAUGUGAGUAUGAGCUCUUGCACCUUCCC